Molecule: messenger RNA, 3153 nt
Organism: Xenopus laevis (African clawed frog)
Lineage: Eukaryota; Metazoa; Chordata; Amphibia; Anura; Pipidae
Gene: pom121-a
Product: POM121 membrane glycoprotein a
Exons: 15
Coding region: 1-3153 (1050 amino acids)
Source: RefSeq, marked provisional
AUGGAAGGGGGCUGCUGCUGGGACUUGGUUAAGCGGAUACAGCCCAUUGCACUUCCUCUGGCCUUGUCCCUUGUAACGUGCGCUUUGGCAUAUAUCUAUAAUCAGCUUACUGUAGCCGGCCUGCUUCUAGCCAGUUGCUGGACCUACAGGAGCUCAGGGAGGCGGUUUAUUGUGUGGAAGUGGCUCACAGGCCCCAGACUAGUGGCAAGCACGAAAAAGCUGCGCAACAGCACUGACUGGAGGCUGCAGAGUCCACCGGUGUCGCUGCUGGAGGGAAGCCCGUCUCCCUUGUCUCUGAACAUGGGCACGUACAUGAACAAGCAAGAGCUUCCUGCUAGAGGAGAGGCCUGCGGGCCCAGAGCUAUCAAGGAGAAGCUGAGCCGACCCAAUCCCUCGGUGGCGACCCCUAUCAGGCGUCUGUCUUUCAGGGACCCACUUUCUUCGUCCAACCGAACCUAUUUGUGUGCUCGAAGGGAUUAUCCCCUUAAACAAGAAAUCUAUAGCAAGCCAGGAUCUCUGCCAAGGGUUUCUUUAGAUGGACAAUCGCAGCAGAGAGUGCCACUGACACCCAGGCACUUUACUAGAAGGACCCCUGUAAAAAUUUCCCCUCAGGAUCUGAAAACCAGAUUUCAGUUGGCUCCACAGCCAAAUGUGGUAUCAUCCCCUCAUCUUGACUUUGAGCAAGAACCAUGUUUGCCAUCCAUCUAUCAUCGCGUAGAACAUGAAACCAGUGUGACACAUUCUCGCCAUCUACUGGAACCAGAGCAAUAUCCAGCAUCCCCCUCUAGUCAUAAAGCAAACACUUUUGAGGCUACUUUCUCCAGUCAUCACGUUGAAGAUCCAUGUGCUACAGAGUCUGUUCUUAGAGCCCUCAAAGAAUGUUUAAAGAGAAAAAGAAUUCGAGAUGAGGACUCUGAAGAUACUGAAAACAAGAGACGGAAGGAAAAUGGGGAAGAAAGUAAGCUGCUUGUCAAUGAUUCCUUGUGCAGAACUUCUAAGAUGGAAGCCAGUCGGGCAAGUUGGAGAUCUGAAUCCAGUUCUAUGGAGAAUCUGUCCCAGCAGUCAUCCAUUUCCAUUCAGGACAUGUUGAAUGAAGUACAAAAUUCCAAAAACAGUGACGGCAAAGUCUCUCCCGCCUCCUCAUUCAAUUUGGAGAAUUUAUCAAAACGAAAGAUUAUCACGGUGCCUGGUCAUAAUGAAAUCACCAGCUCCUUGAGCUCCAGCAGAUAUCUGCAGAAAAAAAAGAGAUCAUUGGAAAUUCCCAGAUGUGACACGCCUGAAUGGCCAAUAAAGAAAAUGAGAAAAGACCGACUUGAAACAUCUAUGUCACCUUCUCAAGAGACCAUGAAAACUCAAAUGUCUGAAACCCAAAAAGUUGAGGUAAACCCUUCUCCGGUACAGCUGCAUAAGCCUAAAGGAAAUUUGCCAUGGAAGAGAAAUGUCCACCUAAUUUGUCCAGAACACCCCGAGGAGUUCUACAGAUUACCUCCUGGACCGAUACCAGGCUACAAUGUGACACAGGCUGAUUACGAUGCAGCAAAAGAAGCAGCACAGCAGAGGUUUCUUAGGCUUUUUCAGGAGCCAUCUGCACCUUCUGUUCCUUCGGCUUCUGAAUCCUGUAGCAAACAGGUAUCUCUAACAUUGCAGACCUCCACUUCUCCUGACAAAUCUUUUCAAGCUGUAAAUGAAAAACCAAACAUCUCUGCAGCAAACACUACCUUUACCCUUUUCUCAAGCUCAUCUGAUGCAAAAUCAGUUACCAGUUCCAGUUCAACACCCUCUCCUUUUACUAGUGCUACUACAUCUAUUACCAACACCCUGCUUCAGUCACUGGGAUCAGGCCAAACAAAAUCGGAAUCUCCGUUUCCAAAGAACAGCCUUUUACAGAUUCUUGGCAAGACAGAGGGAAAUAACAGCCAGCCUAUGUUUAACCCAGUAUUUGGACCUUUAGGGAGUGCAAAUCCUUCCCCUGUUACUGCAGCUCCUGGACUCUCAACAACCACAACUGCCAUACUCAAACCAAUAUGUGGUGAUCCUCCUAGCCAACAAGCUCAGACUUCUAUGUUUAAACCAAUAUUUGAGCCUCCCAGUAGCCAGACUGUUCCCUCUGCUUUAUCCUCUCCAUUUGUGUUCAGCAGCUCCAGCUCCACUACCUCCACAACAUCGUUUCUUGGUACAACAGGAAAUAGCGUGAAUACAGGCAAGCAUGAAAAACCAAACUUGGCCCUAACAACCUGCGCCAGUAACACCACCAUUACUUCCAGUUUAGCACCCACAUUUGGAAUUACUUCAAAGGUUGAGCCUGUUUCUCUUGGCGGCCCUGCUUCACAGGCAAAUACAUCUUUCAGUGUUAUUGGCAGUACAUCUGUACCCGCUAUAUCGACAGCAUUUGGAUCCACCACAUCUGCAUUUACUGCCGCAGGUCAGACUGCAAAUCCUUCUUUUUCUGCUAACACUGCUCCAAUUGGUGUAUCCAGUGUCUCUGCAAGUGAAGGACAGACUAGCAUAUCCACAACUGCCACCUUCUCAAAAUUUGGAGUACCUGUGGGACAGAAUGUGUUUUCUGCUAGUAACCCCUUUGGAAGUGGUACCCAAUCUACAAUGGGCACCAGUACACAAUCUGCAACAAACAUCGCCUUCAGUUUUGGCACUUCAACAUCCACUCAGUCUGCAUUUGGUUUUUCACAGAACCCUACCAUGCUUUUCAGCAGCAGCACAAAAAGCAAUAACCCUACAAACACAAGUGGUUUCAAUUCUAUGGGAUCUGUAUUUGGGAGCUCAACUGUCCCAACUUCUAGUAUUGUUACUCCAAACAAGAGCUUGUCAACCUUGGGAAUUCCAGAAAAAUGUGAAACUAAAAAUCAGUUAGUAACAAACCAGCUUUCGUUGGGUCAGGGCUCCACUCCAGCGCCAUUUCCAUCUAUAAUGCCCACACAAAGCUUUGUAAGCUCAAGUACUUCGUUUGCACCAAGUACACCAACAGUAAAUCAGAGUUCCACUCCAGGCUCAUUUCCAUCUAUGGCAGCAGUGCAACCAUUCACAAGCCCCAGCAGUCCUGCUGCUGGCUUUUUUUCCCAUGGAACUGCACCUAAAAGUAGAACAGCAGUUCGACAUAAACUGCAUCCGCGUCGUCCACAUCCACGUAAGAAGUAA